Carassius auratus (goldfish) is the source of this 11840-nucleotide messenger RNA. RefSeq names its product obscurin-like protein 1. Bases 600 to 11132 code for a protein of 3510 amino acids. The transcript has 39 exons. Gene Ontology annotation, molecular function: protein binding. The record is from RefSeq and is a predicted model, not a curated record. NCBI's taxonomy places the organism in Eukaryota, Metazoa, Chordata, Actinopteri, Cypriniformes, Cyprinidae.
CUUCUCCUUAAGUUUUAUUGCAAGGUCUCAAGUAAGUCAAGCAAUCUGCUCAGGACGAGCCAUCCGACCUAUCUUUAGCCACUGCGAGCAAGUGAAUGGAGAGCCUGACUUAUCUUCACUGCUGUCAUCGAGGCUGCCAGUAUUUUUAGGGGACAGCAGCAGCUGCAAAAGCAUUUAACGGCCUUCUACGAACAAUGACACUAGGGGUGUCUCAGGACUAAACGCCACACAGAUUGUGGGACUGCUGGAGCGUUCUAAGGAAAGCUGUUUUAUAAGGCUAAAAUCAUCUUGAAAGGGGCAUGUAAAAGCUUUGGCAAAAUGGGCAGGUGACACUGACUAGAUGUUAAUGAGGAGGACUUACCGCAACUAACUUACCAAAGUGGAAAAGGAUUAUUCUUUUUUUUUUAAACCACUACCACUGGAAGUGAGGGCCAGUGAAGCAGGAGAAGCUGGUUGCCACGGAAUGUAUAUUGACAGUUGUCUCUAAGGACUGAAGAGAGACUUGAUAAACAGCUGGACAACAAAAUUCUUCCAGAGUAAUAUAUAGACUGAAUGCCUGUAGCCUGUCAGUCUGAGUGGAGGUUGGCAAGUGAGCAGGGAUGGAUGUGUUUGGUGGAGCGCCACGGUUCCUGGCCUACCCUCGUCCUGUGGUAGUACAAAGUGGCACAGAUGCAGUUCUGAAAUGCCAGAUUGGCGGGGAUCCCAGACCAGCAGUUAUAUGGGAGAGAAACAAUGAGAAGAUUCAUCCAGAGGGCAGAUACCGGGUGUUUGAAGAUGGCAAUGUCUAUAACCUUAUCAUAAGUUCUGUGACAAUGGAGGACAGCGGGCAAUACAUCUGCAAGGCCAAGAACUCCAUUGGAGAGACUUACGCAGCAGCCACUUUGAAAGUAGAAGGUGAAGCACAGGAGAUGGAAUUUCGGGAGGAAAACAAGCCCCGCUUCCUCAUCAAGCCCCUCUCGACUAGAGUUGGACGAGGAGAGGAUGCUGUGUUCUCCUGUAAGCUGUGGGGAAACCCUAGACCAGAAGUGAUGUGGGAGAAGGAUGGCAAGAAGUUGAAUGAGAUCUUUGAAAGCACACAUUUCGCCAUCAGCUAUCAGGAUGGAGGAUGGUUCCAACUAAAGAUUUUCAAGACAAGAGCACCAGAUGGAGGGGUGUACACAUGCAAGGCCAGGAAUGAAUUUGGAGAGAGUCUGGCAGGAGCUGUGCUGUUGGUGGAUGCUGGACCAGGACAUGAAGAUGAAGGGAACCGUAACGGUUACACUAACGGCCACUGGAAAGCACAUCAGGGAAAACAGAGAAGUGGUAGGCAGGUUGCGACAAGGCUGAAAGACGAUCCACUGCCAAACUCAGCCAAAGUGAAAAUGUUUGCAGUGACAGAAGGGAAACAUGCAAAGUUUCGGUGCUAUGUAACAGGGAAGCCAAAACCAGAAAUAUUAUGGAGGAAAGAUGGGAGACUUAUCUUGUCUGGGAGACGGUAUCUUUUGUAUGAAGACAGGGAGGGUUACUUCACACUUAAAGUUCUCUACUGCAAACAACAGGACAAUGGAGUUUAUGUCUGUUCUGCUUCAAACACUGCAGGGCAAACCCUGAGUGCUGUACACCUUAUCAUCAAAGAGCCACCUGUUCGAUUUAAGCAACCACUGAAUGACUUGCAAGUAUGGGAGAGAGACUUGGCUGUUCUUGAGUGUGAAGUUCCUGAGGACUCUGUUCCAAUCACCUGGUACUUAGAAGACAGACGACUACAGCCUGGAGCCAAAUAUGGGAUGGAGGAAUGGGGCACAAAGCGACGACUCACAAUUCGUGAUAUUGGAGUUGAUGACGAUGGGAUAUAUCUCUGUGAAAUGGCUGAUGGGGGCAGAAGCAUUGCUGAGGUAGCAGUCAAAGGUACCAUUGUAAGAAAGCUGCCACGAAAAGUUGACGUUCUAGAGGGGGAAAAUGCAGCCUUCUGUGUAGAAGUGGAGGAGGAGGAAAUGGACAUUCAUUGGUACAAAGAUGGAACAGAACUAAGGGAAACCCAUCAGACCAUUAUCAAAUCCUUUGGAAGGACACACAUCUUGGUUUUUGUCAACACCACACCACAAGACUCUGGUAUGGUCAUGUUCUAUGUGGGUAGAUCGAAGACGUCAUCACAGCUACGGGUGAAAGCUGCAAGGCACUGUCCACCAAGCUGUCCAAUCGGAGUACAGAUUAACACAGAAAGAGCAAAUGCAGCCCUCCUUUCCUGGUUUCCAGCACAAGACUCUCGGAAGAAUCCACCUUCAGGGUAUAUAAUUGAGAGGCAAGAGGUUGUUGGCUCACAGGAGUGGCUGCAAUGUUUGACCACAGACUCUGCAACCUCAGUGGAGAUUCUUGGUGACAGCGUUCCAUGCGAGGCAGACUACAGAUUUCGGAUAUGCAGUGUCAACAAAUAUGGAAGGAGUGGGAAUGUAGAGUUUCCACGAGCAGUUCACCUUGUCCCAGUUGCCAGAAUACAAGCACCUCUACAAGACGCUUUAGUGCCAGAGGGCCAGGAUGCCUGCUUUACCAUUGAGCUGUCUGCCUCGGUUAUAGGGACUUGGUUCUUAAAUGGAAAUCAGCUUCAAGACGAUGACCGUUUCUCCAUAAGGCGUUCGCGUACACACCAGUCCCUACGCAUUCGUGGGGUACGGGACACAGACAAUGGAGCAGAGAUCACCUUCAUUGCCUAUGGAAUUCGAGAUUCUGCUGCUUUGUAUAUACAAGCUCCACUGGUAAAAUUCACUCCACUUUCUGAAAUGGAUCGAAACAAGUUUGUGGAGGUUGGCAACCCUAUUGUUCUCUACUGUGAGCUGUCAGACCCUGAGGCUCCAGUUCGUUGGUAUAAGAAUGGUGUUGAACUUCAAUCAAUGGAAGGUCUGCACAUCCAGUCAGAGGGAACAAUGAGGAGGAUUGUCAUCCAAUCAGCUGAUUUCUCCCACUCAGGAGUUUAUAGUUGUGAUGCUAUUGAUGAUGUCAUCAGGUUUAACGUGGAGGUUGAGGCUCCACCAGUGAGGUUCUCCAUUCUUCCGGACCAUGAGAGGAACAAGUCCAUUGAAGCAGGCUCACCGAUAGCACUGCAAUGUGAGCUCUCAGAUCCACUCGCCCAGGUCUCCUGGUAUAAAGAUGGUGUGAAGAUUCUACCGCAAAGUGGACUAGACUUCAAGUCCAAGGGCAUAAAGAGGCAACUGAUUGUCCAGUCAGCUGAAUUUUACCACUCAGGGGUGUACAGCUGCAAGACAAGGGGGGAUGCUGUACACUUCAAUGUGGAUGUUAAAGCUCCACCGGUGAGGUUCUCUGCUGUUCCUGAGGUUAAACGGAGAAAGUGCAUUGAACCAGGCUGCCCCAUUGUCCUGCAGUGUGAAGUUUCAGACUCUACUGCACAGGUCCAGUGGUACAAAGAUGGGUAUCAGCUCCUUGUAGAAUCUGGAGUAGACAUCAAAUCAAAUGACCGCAUGAGAACACUCAGUAUUCAAUCAGCACACCCUUCUCAUGCCGGUGUGUACAGCUGCACAACAAAGGAUGAUGUCAUCAAGUUUCAUGUGGAGAUACGAGCUGCACCAGUGAGGUUCUCAGCUGUUCCUGAAGUUGAGACGAAUAAAUGCAUUGAAGCUGGUGGCCACUUUGAACUCCACUGUAAGGUCUCAGAGCCUACAGCCCAAGUCAGCUGGUUCCACAACGAUAUGGAGCUUCAACCCGAGACUGGUUUGGAUAUUCAGUCAGAGGGAGAUGUAAGGACACUGGUAGUCAAUCCAGCUGAGCCCAGUCAUUCUGGAUUGUACCGCUGUGAAUCAUCCGACGACUCUGUCCAUUUCACUGUGGAUAUCAAAGACCCACCGGUGAUGUUCUCAACAUUACCAGACACAGUGAAGAACCAGCUGGUUGAAGCAGACUACUCCACUGAUUUGCACGGUGAGAUCUCAGAUCCAAAUGCCAAUGUGUGUUAUUACAAGGAUGGUGUAGGGCUUGUCUCAAAAAGUCAGCCUCAUAUCAAAACGGAGUGUACCAGGAGGACGUUAGCUGUCAAGACAGCACAGCCCUCUAAUUCUGGAUGGUACGACUGUCUGAGAACGGGUGAUGUCAUCCAGUUUAAUGUACAAGACCAAGUGCCACCACCAACAUUUUUGGCUGAUCCUGAAGUUGAGAAGACCAAAUGCACUGAAGAAAUGGAACCUGUUCCACCAGGUUAUGAAAUUUCAGAUACCACUCCGUAUAUCAGCGAGACAAAAGAAGAGAAAGUCAUGCUUUCUCAAUCUGAACUGGAACCUGAAUUUGAACCUGAUUUGGAACUUGAAUCCAAAUCUGAAUAUGAACCAGAAACUGAACCUGAAGUUCACUCAGAUGCAUCCAGAGGAACAGUAAUCAUCCACACACCAGAGACAUCUCUUUUCGAAGUAAACAGCCAAAAGAUACCAGAUGAUCCCAUCCCAUUUGAAAUGGACCAAGCAGAACUGUCUCACUAUGAGGUGUUCAGUGGUGAGACCUAUGAUGACUCUGUCCAGUGCACUGUGGAUAUUAAAGAAGAGUUCCUGAGAACAUCAGCAACUGAGGCUGAGAUCAGAUCUGAAAAAGAGAACAACAAUUUCCCGACAGAAAGAUCUGGAGAAGAGAUUCAGUGGGAUACCCCAGUGUCUGUAGCUACAACCUUCAGAUUGAUUGAAGAGGAACAACAGCCAGAACCAAUGCUACAACCACUGCUACAUCCAAUACUACAACCAGAACUACAACCAAUGCUACAACCAAUGCUACAACCACAUCUACAACCAAUGUUACAGCCACAGCUACAACAAAUGCUACAACCAAUUGUACAACCAGAGCCACAACCAAUGCUUCAACCAACUGUACAACCAGAGCUACAACCAAUGCUACAACCACAGCUACAAAGGAUACUACAACCAGAUCUACAACCACAGCUACAACCGAUACUACAACCAGAGCUACAACCACAGUUACAGCCACAACUACAACCACAGUUACAGCCACAACUACAACCACAGCUACAACCACAACUACAAACAAUGCUACAACCACAACCACAAACAAUGCUUAAACCACAGCUACAACCAGCUAACCAGAUAAAUACUUCAGUUUCUGAAGAUGAAGGCUCGCCUCACAUCACAAUACAAGAGAGUGACAUGGAUCGAGAUGUCUUAGCUUUUAAGGUGGAUGUUGAAGCUUCGAAGACAAAUUCCACACCAAUUUGUGGAAUGGAUGAAAGCAUGGACGCAGACUGUUCCAGUGUACCGCUAACUGAGAAAUCUGAACACACAACCCAAGAAAAACCUACAUCCUGCCAAGAAGAGGAGACAACUGUUAUGUUCAAUAAACCUAAAACACAGAAAGAGCUCAUCCAGUCAUCAAAGAUGUGUUUGCAAGAAGCAUAUGAGACCAAGGAUGUUACCAAGGAUGAAUUUGUUGUACAUCAAGAGGAAGUGAAAGAACCUUGCCAUAAAGUAGAAUUCUUUACACUACCACCAGAAGAUGAAGCUGUCAGACCCAUUGAAGGUGAUUCUCCAGUUCAUUGUUACAAGGACAGAAUACAGUUCUACUCUGAAAAUGGACAUACACUUGAAUCAGAGGAAAGUGUGCGAAGACUGAAUGUUCCAGUUAUAGGCUCGGGUCAAUCAGGUGUAAACAACUACAAGGCAAAGGAUGAUGACAUAAAAUUUAAGGUGGAUGUCAAAGCUACAUCUUUGCAAACUUCAACUAUCCAUGAGACUGACAGGAGCAAGUCAAAUGAUGGAACAGAUAUUGCUAAUUUUCCACAACCUGAGGUAUCGAGCACAAUGGCAGAGGUGUGCUGGUACAAGGAAGGUGGGGAACUCCAAGAAUGCGACAUUAUCACCCAAUCUAAGGAGACUUUCAGAGCUCUUGUGAAAACAGCCGAGCCGUCUCACUCUGGAGAACAUGCUUGUGAGACAGAUGAUGUCACCGUCCAGUUUGCAGUGGACCUACCAGCUCCACCCGUGACGUUCUCCAGUGUCCCUGAGGCUCAGCGGACCAUAUGCAUUGAGUCAGGAAGACCCUUUAAACUACAAUGCGAAGUCUCAGACCCUGAUGCACAAGUCUGGUGGUACAAAGAUGGGAAUGAGUUGCUUCCUCAAGAUGGUAUGGUUACUGUGUAUGAGGAAGCCAUGAGAACAGUCUCUGUGCAAAGUGCUGAAUUAUGUCACAGCGGAACUUACAGCUGUCAGACAAACAAUGACGCCAUCUCAUUCCUUGUGGAGAUCAAAGCUCCAUCACUGAAGUUCAUUCCAAUUUCAGAAGUGGAGAAGAACAAGUCCACUGAUGUAGACUCACCAAAUGUUCUGAAAUGUGAUCUAUCAGACGUUACCACAGAGGUGCUCUGGUGCAAAGAUGGUAGAGAGCUGGCCCCAAACCCUGGGCUCAAUUUCCAAACAGAUGGAAAUAUGAGGAAACUAACUUUUCAAUCAGCAGAAAUGUCUGAUACUGGAAACAACACCUGUCAUGCUUCAGGUGAUACUGUAUCAUUCAAGGUGGACAUUCAAGCACACCCUGUUAGGUUCUCAGCACUCCCAGAAAUUGCAAGGAACAAGUUUAUCGAAGCAGGCUGUCCCAUUAUACUUCAGUGUGAAAUCUCAGACCCUACUGCCCAAGUUUCCUGGCUCAAAGAUGGAGUCGAACUCCUACAAGACAGUGGACUUGACAUCCAGUCCGAGGGCACUAUGAGGAGAAUGAUCAUCCAAUCAGCUGAGCUCAAAAACUCAGGCAUGUACAGCUGUGAGGCUGUAGAUGAUCGCGUAGCAUUCAAGGUGGAUGUUGCAGCUCCACCAGCGAUGUUCUCAGCUGUUCCUGAGAUUGAGAAGAACAAGUCCGUUGAAGCAGGCUGGCCAAUCAUUCUCCAAUGUGAGAUAUCUGAUCCUACAGCCGUGGUCCAAUGGUACAAGGAUGGAUUACAGCUCCUACCUCAAUCUGGGGUUAACAUCCAAUCACAGCACACCACGAGGACACUGGUUAUCCAGUCGGCAAAUGUAUCCCACACUGGGUUUUACAGUUGUAAUACUGCUGAUGAUAUCAGCGAAUUUUUUGUGGAUGUUAAAGCACCUCCUGUGACAUUUGCCUACAUACCAGAAGAUGAUCUGCACAGAAAUAUUGUGGAACAAGACAAUCUACUCCUUUGCUGUCAAGUGUCCAGGUCAGAUGCUUCUGCACAAUGGUACAAGGAUGGAGUAGAGCUAAAGCCUAGUGACAACGUCCUCAUAGAGGCAGAAAACACUAUACGAAGACUGAUCGUCCUGUCAGCUCAACUCACAGAUUCUGGGAUGUACACCUGUCGUGCUGGAGAUAGUGCAUUAACAUUUAAAGUUAAUGUAAGAGAACCUCCAGUGAUGAUUGUAUAUCCCAAGGAAGAUGUCCACCUUGAUCGCUAUGUUCCUGAAGAAAUUGUCCUCAGCUGUGAACUUUCACGGCCAAAUGGAAAGGUGACAUGGUUCAAGGAUGGACAGAAACUACAGGAGAGUGAAAACAUAAAGCUAAAGUCAGAGGGUCCGUACAGACGAUUAAAAAUUCUGCGCAGUGGUGUUGAGGACUCAGGAGAAUAUGUCUGUGACACAGCUGAUGAUUCAAUAUUCUUCAAUCUAAACAUUAAAGAACCACCAGUGCGCAUAGUUUCUCCAAGCCAGUCCCAAAUGGAACUUUGCCAACAGACUUCUGAGAGGAUGGUCCUGAGCUGUGAAAUCUCUAGACCGAACGCCACUGUACGUUGGUAUCGAGAUGGACUUGAAGUGGAGGAGAGUGACAGCCUAAUUCUGGAGGUUGAUGGUGUCUAUAGGAGACUUAUUAUCCCAAAACCCACUGUCAAAGACUCUGCAGAAUAUGUCUGUGACACUGCUGAUGACUCAGUGACCUUCUUUGUAAACAUCGCAGAGCCACCAGUUAGAUUUAUUCGACCAAGGAAAAUGGCUUAUGGAGUAGAUAAACUUGUUGGGGACAUUGUGGUUCUUGAGUGUGAAGUGUCUCGACCAAAUGCUGAAGUUAGUUGGAAGAAGGAUGCAGAAGAGAUUGAGGAGAACAGCAACAUAACUAUCACAGAGGAUGGCACAAGUCGACAGUUAACCAUUCACUCCGCAACUUUUGAGGAUGCAGGGCAAUAUGUCUGUGAUGCUAGAGAUGAUGUGAUGGAUUUCCUAGUGAAAAUCAAAGAUCCACCACUAAAAAUUCUGCGGAAAGCUGACAUAGAAACAAAACGCAGAUUUGUAGUAUCUGAUGCCAUUGUGUUAAAAUGUGAGAUCUCAAGACCAAAUGGGGUGGUCAGUUGGCUGAAAGACAAUGAAAAGAUUGAGGGAAAUGAGCAUUUCAUCUUUGAAGAGGAAGGAACAUUCAGAUCCCUGAUUGUCCUGAGCGCUGAGUUGAAGGACUCAGGGGACUACAUGUGUGAUGCACAAGAUGAUAAUGUUAUCUUUAGUGUUACUGUAGAAGAGGCUCCAGUGUCUAUUGUUGGAAAUUCAGAGAAGCCAGAACACCACAUUUUAAUGACAGGAGAUGAGCUUAUCCUGGAAUGUGAGGUAUCCCGAGUAAAUGCCAUAGUCCAGUGGUACUUCAAUGGACGUUUACUGCAAGAGGACUCACGCACACACAUCAAAAGCAGAGACACAACGAGGAAGCUUGUGAUAUCAGAACUUCAGACAUCUGACUCUGGAGACUAUCUGUGCGAUGCCAUUGAUGACAAAAUGACCACUAGACUAACAGUUCAAGAACCACCAUUCAAAUUCAUCAAAAAAGAUGAAAGAACAAAUAUUUCAGCCUAUGAAGAAGACAGUGUGACACUACGUGCCACUGUUAACAGGGUCAAUGCCUCGGUUAAAUGGCAGAGAGGCCAUGAUCCAGUCAGAGGUGAUCGUUUCCACACAACAAGUGAUGGUAACAGUCACUACCUCACUAUUAACCCUCUUAAGAGAUGUGAUACUGGAGAAUACACAUGUCAUGUGGGAUCUGACAAAAUGCAAUUCAGUGUCCACAUAAAAGCAAUGAAAGUGAAAUUCUCCAAACCACUAGACAACGUAGUGGGACUCAAAGGUAGUGAUGUGGUUUUAAAAUGUGAACUGUACAAGUCAAAAGGAGAUGUUCAGUGGCUUAAGGGCAGCCAAGAGAUCGCACCAAACAGACAUUUUACAAUCAGAGCUGAGGGUCGAGUGAGAAGCCUGACUAUACAUGAUGUGACAGAAGAUGAUGCAGGAGAGUAUGCUUGUGAAUCUAAAGAUGAAAGGACAUCGGCAACUGUAGUGGUCAACGUUCCUCGCAUUGUGGAGUUUAUUGGAGAGCUACACAACAUAACUGUCAUGGAAGGAGAAGACGCAAUAUUUAAGUGUGUGGUAUCUCCAGAGGAUGCAAAGUUGGCCUGGUUUAAGAAUGGCCAGCCGAUUUCAUCAAAUGAGAAGUUCAACAUCUCAAGUAAUGGAUUAUGCCAUAUGCUGCAUAUCAACAACUGCGUAGUCUCAGAUAGCUGCAAGUUGACAGCCGAUGCUGAAGGUGUGAUUUCCAGAGCUAUCCUACAGGUCCAAGAGGCUCAGGUGCUUUUCACGAAGAACAUGGACCCGGUGGUUGCAGAGGAGUUUGGUGAGGCAACACUUGAGGUGGAGGUCAGCCUUGAGACUGCGGAGGUGCAGUGGAUGAGACAAGGAGUGGUUAUACAUCCAGGGUCCAAAUUCACCCUGAAGCAGAAUGGCCGAAAACGUUCUCUCACAAUCCACAAACUCACCCUUUCAGACCGCGGCACCUACAGCUGUGAAACGCUCCAUGACCGCACACAAGCCAAGCUCACUGUGGAACCACGAAAAAUCAAGAUUCGGAAAGGUCUAACUGAGAUCCAGACUUACGAACGGGAGACGGCUUCUUUUGAGGUGGAGCUGUCACAUGGCAAUGUGGAUGGUGUGUGGCAGAAGGAUGGACACAUUCUCAAAAACAACAACCGCUUGCGUAUGACAGCAAAAGGACGAGUACACAGCCUAACCAUCGCCAACCUGACCUUGGAUGACACUGGCAGCUACAUAUUCUCUGUUGAGAACAUCAGAUCACGCGCAAGAUUGGAAGUUAAAGAAAUUCCAGUAACAAUUCUGAAAAAGCUUGAGGAUAUCAGGCAACCAGAAGGAUCUGGCAUAACCCUUGAAUGUGAGCUCUCACGCCACAACGUGGAAGUCAAGUGGACAAAGAAUGAAGUUCAGCUUAAACCAGGAAAGAAUCAUCGCAUUUACUCGAUGGGAAGAAAGUGCUUUCUACAGAUACUGAAGUGUGAGCUGGGAGACUCUGGUUUAUAUGUGUGUGAUGCUGGGGAUGCCACUACCUCCUGUUCAGUGGAUAUCUAUGAGAGGGAGCUUGAGAUACUACAAAGCUUAGAGGAUCUGGAUAUUCAAGAAGGUCAGAAUGCAGUGUUCAUGUGUGAAGUGUCCCUGGACGAUGUGCCCGGAGAGUGGUAUAAAAAUGCCGAGAAGAUAAAACCAACCAGUACCGUUAAGAUUCGUCAGGAAGGGACAAAGCACUUCCUCCUCAUAUGCAAUGUUAAAGAAGACGAUUCUGGAGAGAUCAAGUUUGUUGCCAAAAAUCUCGAGACUACAGCUAACCUUGAGGUGGAAGCACUACCAGCAAACAUUGUGAAACCACUUCAAGACAAGACUGCUCUGGAAAAGACCCGCGUCAUACUGGACUGCACUGUGACCAAUCCACGUUGCAGCAUUCGCUGGUAUAAGGGACCGAAUGUCAUCCUGCCCUCAGAGCGCUUUGAGAUCUGCAGUGAAGGGUGCUAUCGAAAACUUGUGAUUCAGCAGGUGUUGCAAGAAGAUGAGGGCACCUACAGUGUCCAAGUUGGAAACUACACAUCUUCAGCAAAACUAACUGUUGAAGCUCAGUCAGUUCUAAUAGUGAGAGAGCUGCAGGAUGUGGAUGUGAUCGCUCCUGCAGAUGCAAGCUUUGAAUGUGAAGUAUCUUUGCCUGUGGACAAGGCACCUACCUGGACCCUGAAUGGGGAGACACUGCAUCCUGGUCCUAAAGUUGUGGUGGAGAAAAAUGGAACCAUUCAUAGGCUCAUUCUCAAACAAACAUCCGAAGACAUGAGCGGCACAGUAUGCUUUAUCACAGAGAGAGUCAAAAGCACCGCACAUCUGAAAGUCAUAAGUAACCGCUGAGCUGUAAUACUCGACUACGCCACUUUUUAAAUACAAAAAUACCAAAUGAAAUGAUGAAACUAUUAUCUGUUUUAAUGUGUCUGAUAGAGAUAGGAUUAUCAUUAAUUUAUUUGAAAUGCAAAUUUAAAAUCGUUAUUAUGCUGUUUUACACAUCGUAUCCUGCUCUACAUUCAUUACAUAAUAAUUGUCAAGUUUUUCUAAAUUUAUUAUCUCAAACAUUGUGCUUAAUAGGCUACACAAAACGAACAACAGACACCCAGACGUGUAUUUCAUCCAUGUUGUUACUGCUUAAAUGUCUUGCACAUUAAUUUGGUAUUUAAUUUAGAAAUUUGUGUACUACUGUAUAUCCUUGUAUAGAUAUGCUUUGUGUCGUUUUUUAAAUUCUUGUUUGUGGGAUGCAGAUUGAAGUGAGGUUAAGGCGAAAUAAAAAUCUGCAGGGCCAAAGAUGAUCAAAAGAGGGUUUGGGACGGAAAGUAACUUUAGCAUAUAUAACAAAUACACUGAAUUCAAUAAUACAGACGUUUUACAAGCUAGAGAAACAUUUACAAAUAAAUGAAAACGGUUUUGAUAGCUUUAGUUGUUUGCUUCUGUUGUAAUCAGAAGGUAUGUCACAAUUUUUGCCUUUUUCUGAAGAAUCCAGAUUUCCAAAAGUGCUGCAAUUUUCCCUUGUUAAGCAAUAUCUUUCAAUAAAACUUAAAAUCAAAUUUC